Equus quagga is the source of this 2217-nucleotide messenger RNA. RefSeq names its product sperm acrosome associated 1 (gene SPACA1). Gene Ontology annotation, cellular component: acrosomal membrane. The transcript is spliced from 7 exons. Gene Ontology annotation, biological process: acrosome assembly. Lineage: Eukaryota; Metazoa; Chordata; Mammalia; Perissodactyla; Equidae. The record is from RefSeq and is a predicted model, not a curated record. Bases 198 to 1097 code for a protein of 299 amino acids.
GCAGGGGUCGGCGGCGGCGGCGCGCGUUCCAGGGCGCGGGAGCCGGGGCGGCGGCCGCGCGCCCGUGACGAGCCGUGACGCCUCAAAGGUUGCCACGGGGCGGCGCGGGGUUCGGAGGCGGGCGGCUCCUUCUUCCAGGCGCCUCGGGGCGGGCGAGCGCUGCGACUGCUCGGUGGGCGGCCGUCGGGCCGAGAACAAUGAGGCCCGGCGGCGCGGGCUGCUCGGCGGGGCUGCUGCUGGCGGUCGGCUGGCUGCUGCUGGCUGGCCUGCAGGGCGUGUGCCGGGCCAACUUCACGGCCGUCCAGGAUCCCGGCCUGGGCCGCGAGGGCGAGGGCGAGGGCGAGGGCGACGAGGAGGGCGACAGCGACGGCGACGAGGAGAGCGAGGACGACGCCGAGGCCGAGGCGGACGCGGACGUUUCAAAUAAGACAAUAGUCAAAGAAGUAGAAUUUGGCAUGUGCACCGUUACAUGUGGUAUUGGUAUGAGAGAAGUUAUAUUAACAAAUGGGUGCCCUGGAGGAGAGUCCAAGUGCAUCGUGCGAGUGGAAGAGUGCCGGGGGGCAGUGGACUGUGGCUGGGGUAAACCAAUUUCAGAAAGCCUUGAAAGUGUUAGUCUGGGAUGUGUUCAUAUAUCUCCUGCAAAUCGUUUCAAAUAUGUUUGGAAACUUCUAAGGCCAAACCAACAAGCCAUUGUACUUCCAAAUGAUUCAGCAAUCCUGGAAGUACACAGGGAAACUCGCCCCUUGGCCUUCCAGUGUGACACCUUGGAUAAUAAUGAAAUAGUAGCAUCUAUUAAAUUCACAAUCUAUACAACAACUGAAAUGCAGAUGAAAAGAUCGCUCCGACCAGACACCGAUGCAGUCCUAGUUUUUGUGCUGACCAUAGGAGUUAUUAUGUGUAUAUUCGUGAUCUUUGUCCUGAUCUUCAUAAUUAUAAACUGGGCAGCAGUCAAGUCUUUCUGGGGGCCAAAAGCCUCAACAACUGAGGUACAGUCUGAGCUGAGUUCAGUGAGAUACAAAGAUUCAACUUCUCUUGACCAAUCACCAGCAGAAAUACCUGCACAUGAAGAAGAUGUUUUAAGUGAAUGGAACGAAUGAUGUAUGGAUGACAUAUAACAAACCAAAGGAGAUUAGAGUGUAUUAGAUUCGUUAUUAUAAAAAUAAAAUAUAUAGUGAAAUGCUUUAAUAAUAUUGCCAGUAAUUUACACAGUCUGAAGGUAAUGCAGUAUCAGAGGGGGCUGCUUUCAUCAGCGCACCUUUGUGGUGGAGUUAUCAAAAAUUAUUUUUAACUUGUUCUCAACAUUUAUCAUUUCAUUAUCACUUCAGGUAACAUUUAUCUAGAGGAACACACACACAAAAUCUUCUAAACACAUUUUUGAUCACUUUGAUCACUUCUAGGGGGAUUUGCCUGUUUUGUCCCAAAGAAGAAAGAUGUAAUAUAGAAGAUGCCUUGCAUGUCAGACUUCCUCCCCCUGGGAACACUGGAUUGUGCUUGCUAAAGCAAAUCCUACUGUAGAAUCUUACAGGCAUGUGAUAACAAUGAUAACAACCAAUACUUAGUCAGUGACUACUGUGUGCCAAGAAUUGCUCAAGCGUUUUGCAUCUAGUAGGUAAUUUAAUUAUGAUUGCAUAUAGGAAAUAUGUAAGGAAGAACUGGAGAGGAACUUGGAGGUGGCUGAGUAAAUGACAUGAAUUUAAUAUGCCCUCUAUUUCUCACAGAAACAGUGAAUUAAGGACUUUUGAAUGACCACUGAUGAGUACCUUCAUUGUGCUCAGUACACAGGUGAUAGCAUCUCAAAACCGCAGUACUUAUUUCUGAACAUCAUCCCUGCCUUUUUGUGCAAUGUCACUAUGUGACACGGUUAUGGCCAAUUAUCAAACGAGAUACCAAGGCAUUAGAUAAUUUGAUUUGGGAGACUUCAUCAGAAAUUAAUUUUCAGAGGUUAUGAUAGUAGUACAAAAUAUACUUUUUUGUUUAGAAGGAUUCUCUUCCAACUUUAUUGCUAUUACUAUGGGAUUUACCUCAUGAUAGCAUUAACUCUGCACGUCUGUGAAGACAAUGUUGUAAAUGGCAUUUACAGUAUACCUCUCUGUGGUAGACUAGAAAUAGGCCAUGUUGUGGAAUUAUCCAUGCUUUCUGUUAUAUGGCAUUUGUGUUUGAGAGAAGCAAUGAAGAAUUGGCUGGAAAAUGAUUUUGUUAUCUGUUUUGGGAAUUCCA